Molecule: messenger RNA, 3877 nt
Organism: Mustela lutreola (European mink)
Lineage: Eukaryota; Metazoa; Chordata; Mammalia; Carnivora; Mustelidae
Gene: INAVA
Product: innate immunity activator
Exons: 11
Coding region: 411-2126 (571 amino acids)
Biological process (GO): adherens junction maintenance; positive regulation of protein ubiquitination
Source: RefSeq, a predicted model, not a curated record
CCCUGGCCCGGCAGGCAGCCUAGGAGGAAAGGCAGGCAGGCCAGCAGGCGGGACCAGAGGGAGGGGCGGCCUUCGGCAGCGAGUGGAGCACUGGAGCCAGGUCAGAGAAAGAGGACAGGGAGGCCUGCCUGUGUCCUGGGACACCCUGAGACGGCAUGCGACACCCCUCAGCCCCCUGACCUGGGAACAAGUGGUGCUUCCGGAAUCCUGGACUAGACCCCAGAAGCAGGCUCAGUGGUCCUUGUGGCCACUCAGAAGGAGGCAGCAGGAGGCUAGGAUGGGUUCAGAGAGCACCCCCCCGAGAACAGUUUUGCUGCUGGGGAACCUGCAGGCCGUCACCACAUCCUGGCUCAGGUUGGGAACGGCGUCACCCCUCCCUACUCUGUGCCCCCUCCUCCCCGAAAUCCAUCAUGGAGAGUAAGGAUGAGGUCAGCGACACCGACAGCGGCAUCAUCCUGCAGUCGGGCCCCGACAGCCCCGUCUCCCCUGUGAAGGAGCUGACGCACGCGGUGCGCAAGCAGCAGAGGGCCCUGGAGGCGCGGCUGGAGGCGCGGCUGGAGGAGCUGAAGAGACUCUGCCUUCGGGAGGCGGAGCUGACGGGUAUUUUGCCAGCAGAGUAUCCCCUCAAACCAGGGGAGAAGGCCCCUAAGGUCCGCCGCAGGAUCGGAGCAGCUUACAAACUGGAUGAGCAGGCCUUGCACAGAGAGGACCCCCUGAGCAGCCUGGAGCGGGAGCUGGCCCUGCAGCUGCAGAUCGCUGAGGCGGCCCGGCGCCUGUGCCGGGAGGAGAACCUCAGCAGGCAGGCCCGGCGGCAGCGCAAGCACGCCAUGCUGCAGGAGGAGAAGAAGCUCAGGGAGCUGGAGCGCUGCCUGGGCGAGCAGCGGCGCGCCAGCGGGCCCCCUUCUACCGCUGCCCUGCCCCUGGGCCGAGAGCUCAGUGCCUCAGAUGACAGUUCUCUAUCAGAUGGGCUGCUCCUGGAGGAAGAGGAGUCCCAGGUGCCAAAAGCUCCCCCGGAGUCCCCAGCUCCACCUUCCCGGCCUCUCCCACCCCAGAGCCUCGAGGGCUUGGAUCCCGCGGAGCCUGAGACUGGGGGCCUGGAGCGGGCCCCAAUCCAGAACAGCCCCUGGAAGGAGACUAGCCUGGACCACCCCUAUGAGAAGCCCAGAAAAUCUUCUGAACCCAACAGCGAGUCCAGCAGCCCAGCCACCACACCCCAGGAUGGGCCCAGCACCUCCAGCCUCUGGCUGCUGGAGCCUGCCUCCUACCAUGUGGUUCCCAUCCGCAGCCUUCCUGGCCAGCGGCAGGGCCGCACCAGUGCCCCAGCCACCCCCGAGAUCCAAGGCAGGAGGGGCCAGUCUCAGUCUCUGAGAACGGAUUCCUUCCGGGCGGGCCCCGAGGGCCGAGGUCGCAGCGCCUUCCCCCGCCGCCGCCCCACUUACUACACCGUGACGGUGCCCGAAUCCUGCUUUCCCCCGACCAAGCCCCCGCUGCCCCACCCCGCCUACCACUCCUGCUCGGAGGACAGCGGCUCCGACGUCUCCAGCAUCUCGCACCCCACGUCGCCCGGCAGCAGCAGCCCCGACAUCUCCUUCCUGCGGCCGCUGUCCCCGCCCCAGCCGCCUUGCCACCGCGGGGCCUGGGGCCCGGCCGGCGCGCUCUACCCGAAGCUGCUGCUGCCCCCCGGGCAUUUGGCGCCCGGGCGCUACGUGCUGGUGGCCGAGAGCGCCCUGCCGCCGCCCGCCGAGUGGGAGCUGGGCCGCGCCGCCUUAGGCCCCGCCUACGAGGAGGACCUGCGCUGGCAGCGCCUGGUGGCCCCCCACGGCCGCGUGCUGCGGACCCCCUCGCUCAAGGACAGCCCCGCGGGCCGCGCGCUCAGCAAGGCGGCCGUCUCCGAGGAGCUCAAGUCGUGGCACGAACGCGCGCGCCUCCGGAGCAGCCGCCCGCACUCGCUGGAUCGCCAGGGGGCCUUCCGUGUCCGGAGCCUGCCCCCCGGGAGAGAGGGCUUUGGGCGAGCCCCGGGUCCCCGGACACAGGUGGCCACAGUGUAUGUGCCCCGGAGAUCACCCGAAGGGGCCCCCGUGCAAGUCUUUGUGCCUGAGAAUGGCGAGAUCGUCAGCCAGGUGUAACCAAGGCCUGGUGUUACCGUGUGCCCCCCACACCCCGGCCCGGCUACUGGAAAAGACUUGUCCACAACAGGACUGGAGCCGAGCCCUUCCCCCCUUGAGUGCCUUCUUUAGCUCCUUGACCCCCAUCGCAGGUCGAUGAGCCGGGGCUGAGCCUUUUUUUUUUUUUCCAGAAACCCUGACUUUAGGAUUUAUAUUUGUGAUAUGUGCUCAAAAUCCCUAUAAUAUGAUGACGCAUUAUUCCCCAGAGCUUGGUCUACUGGACUUGAGGCCUUGCCUGUCUGACUGACGGCUUCUGUCUCCUUCUGCAAGCGGCAGGGGAUGCAUGAGGCCGAGGUCACGUUGGGAUUCCUCACAGACUCGGGAUUCCUCACAGACUCGGCCCUUGGGCUCCAAGAACAUCCCCAGGGACCAGCUCCUGACCCUGGGACUGCAGCUAGAGGCAUACUAGUGUGCCUCCCCCACCCCACAAUUUCCUAGCUCUGUGGGUACUGUAGGGGUGUGGGAGCAGGGGGAGAAUCGUCUUCCCCCUUUAUAAUGUGCUCUGUGAUGCACACACGAAGUGGUAGGUUCAAGAUUCUAUGUCCUGGUGGAGUAUUGUCUUCCUGGAUGGACCCUGUCUUUUCCUCACCCUGUAACCCCCAAACCCGCCCCAGUCAUUUACCAUGUGCUGUCUGUGCCCUCUGGGCUCCCACAUCGACUCAGACCUCUGAGCCUUGAAUUUGAGGCUUUGCCAGAUUAUAGCAUUCGGAGGCCCAGGCUGGGGGCUGGCCUGUGGUGUUUGGCGGGGGGCAGCUCAUGCUCUGACCAGCUUCUCUGGGCGUCGUGAAGACUGGCAACCCCACCCUUCCUUCUGUCACCUUUUCAUUGUAGUCUUAAAAAGCAGUGCCUUACCAGGUGUUUUUGGAAAGGCCCCAUGUCUGUGGUGUGUUCUUGUAGGCAGGGGUGGGGGUCCCUGCCCUGCCGCUCUCCAGCCAGCUGUGCUUCUGCUCUGAGACUGGGUUUCCUUGAAAGACGGCAAGUCCUUAUUUUUACGGAUAUGGGAUUACUCCCUCUCAAGAGCAUUCAUUAAUUGUCCCGUGUGCUAAGACCUGAGCAGGCCUGGAAACGGCCUGUGCUAAGACCAUCCCGUAGUCCCUGGGUCCUCAUCCUUGGGCCUCUUUGCUCUCAGAGCUAAGUUCAGAUUCUGUCCAUGCAGAACCCUUUCCCCUCUGAGUGCCCUGGACUAGGACAGAAACUACAAAUACAGCUUAAACCUCCAAGAACUUUGGUGCCUGACCCCAAAGAAAUCCAGUUCUCCCCCUCCUGGACAGAAGGCGGUGUGGCCAGCUGUGCAAGGUUGCCAAGGGAGGAGCUUAGGUGGCCCGUCAGGAAUCUGGGGGAGGGGAGGAGAGCCUGGGGAUAAGCACCUGCAUACCUGUCACUACACUCUGACCACAUCCUGCAACUCCCCCACUUUUUGGAUGGACACUGGCCCCAUGACAUUUGAAUCUCCUACUUUGGAUUCUUGUUCUCUUGUUUUGUCUCGAAGCCCCUUUCACUAAUGUACAGUUAUUUCCCCUCCCCGUGUCCUUCUGGGAGCCCAGAGCUCCCUAGGCUGAGCCAGGAGACAUCCGAGCGCCCCCACACACAUGAGUGUCCCUUAUGUUAACUUAUUGGUCCUGUAUGAUGCCUGGUACUUGGCUGCGGAGCUGAAACUGUGUGGGUUUUAGUGCCAAAUAUGUCAAUAAAGUCUGUUCUUUGUGAUUGGUUGA